CGGAAAGGCGAAAAUGCCCUCAUCGUUCUCGUUGAAUUCCCGAGAUUAUCCUAAUCCCGCCGACAUCGAGCCGGAGCGGCGAAACCGCCAUAGCCAUUGAAGAAGGGCUUCUCUCUUUCUCUCUCUUUCUCGACCGCAAAUGGUUCGUCAAUCCAUGGGGCGUUUUCUUCAGAACAUGCGUCUCGCCAAUGAUGUGUUGAAGAGACAGGAGCCCCAUAGAAGGUUAGCGUCUGCUGUGCUUUGUAGACAUCAAUCGCAAGUGUCGAAUACCGAGGAGCUCGACGCCGAGGAGACGAAGAAAAAUGGGGGUGGAGUUUCUCCGGGGCAUGAAGUGCGGAGGGAGACUUUUUGUGGUUCUGGGACGAACAGGCAUAGCUCUGACGACGAGGAUUUGAGUGAUGGCAAGUGGAAGAUCGAGCUAGCUUGGCUCACGAAGGCUUUGGAACCGGCGCUGCAGAUGUGCAGGUGGGCUUUACCUACAGGGAAUGGAGGUCAAAGCGGAAGUGGGUCGCCACCAACUGCCAGGUCUGUUUCGGAGAUCAUUGCAAGCAUCCAAAGGAGUAAAAUGGGAGUCCAAGACUGGAGCCUAAGUGAUCUUACUGUGGGCUUGUAUUUUAUUUAUCUUCGUCAAGCAUCUGCAAAUCCUUUAGAGGAUAUAAAUGGCGUUUUGAUAUCUUCUGAUGCAAUAGUCCAAGAUCUCAUGUAUCACACUGAAUUGGCAAAAGGUUGUUAUAAGGAUAGUGCCGCUGGUCUUGCCAGAAACAGCAUGCUUCGAGAAAGCAACGUGCUAAAAUAUGUGAAAAACUCUAGCAUCUUGAGGCCUGGUUAUUACAUAGGGAUUGAUUAUCGUAAGAAACUUGUAAUAUUUGGAAUUCGCGGAACACACUCUGUGUAUGAUCUGAUCACCGAUGUUGCCUCUUCAAGCCAUGAAGAAGUCACAUUUGAGGGCUACUCAACCCAUUUUGGUACUGCCGAAGCCACACGCUGGUUUCUUGCUCAUGAGAUUGGAACCAUCAAGCAGUGCUUAGAUAAGCAUCAGGGUUUUAGGUUAAGACUAGUUGGUCAUUCUCUUGGUGGUGCUAUAGCUUCUUUACUUGCAAUAAUGCUGCGCAAGAAAUCAGAAAAGGAGUUGGGUUUCAGCCCAGAACUUGUUUCUGCUGUUGCAUAUGCAACACCGCCUUGUGUUUCCAGAGAGCUAGCUGAAAGCUCCUCUGAUUUUGUAACAACUGUCGUUAUGCAGGAUGAUAUAGUACCAAGAUUAAGUGCCGCUUCAUUGACAAGACUGAGAAAUGAGAUUCUUCAGACUGACUGGACUAGUAUAAUUGAAAAGGAAGACUGGAAAAGUAUCAUGGAACUGGUUUCAAAUGCAAAACAGGUUGUCUCUUCAGUCCAAGAUGUGGCAAGGAAACUUGCUUAUUAUGCUAAGUUCAGGACCAACAAAGAAUAUUUGGAUUCAUCCAUCCAACAGGAAUCAGAUAUUGUUCCUAGAGUUCCCCCCUUGUCCAAACCCGCAGCAGACGGCGAUUCUGUUUUGGAGAAGGAACAAACAAUGCCUGAAGAGUUAUUUGUGCCAGGUACUGUGUAUUACCUGAAGAGAAAUACGGACUGUAACUCAAAUAGUGGUAUUGAGUACUUCACUCUAUGGAGACGGCAUCCUGGUGAUCAUUUUCAGAGGAUAGUGCUUUCCAGCAAUUUAAUUUCGGAUCACAAAUGUGACAGUCAUUACUUUGCAUUAAGAGAUGUACUCAAAAGUUUGCCAGCAUCAACUAAUGACGACAUCUUAUUCCAAUAAAAAGAGGCAUUUGCUGUAGAGUUUACCCCCAGCAUCUGGUGAACAGUAUAAUGCAUGCUGGGGAAGUUCCAUCUUUUGUGAGGCUUAUUAGCAUGUUUCACCCAAUCCUUGAGUUUCAUAUCAUAAACGAAAGGAGAUCCCAUAUCAGAAUUGAGUUGAUCUUAUAUUUGUGAUCAUAUGCACUUCUUCUCACUGACUGGGACAAAAGUGCUCGUGCCCCAUAACAUAGCAGUGGGUUUGUGCUAGUGCGGAUGGACGUGCUCGAGCUAGGUUAUAAGCAUGGUGCUCGAACUAGGUUAUAAGCAUGGUGCUCUUGCAAGACGGUGAACUUUGAGGUGGACUGGUGAAUGGUUAUUUCUUCUUUGAAUUACUCUUCAGAAGUAUCUCACCUCUAGAAAAUUGUCAAUGUGUGGCAUGCUUAGUGUAUUUUAUGGAUAAUGAACAUAUUUUCAUGUUAGGUCACAGCGUGAGCAUCUUGUACCUAGUCUGUCUCACUUACAUCGUGUUGUCGCUGCUAACAUUUGGGUUCUGGACGUGAUCUUCUAUAAUUUUUUCCGUCUGCUUCGGACUGUCUAUGUAAAACAUCAGCUGACAGUAUAGAGAAUGUAUGCACAUAUCCAACAAGAGAAAAUUGGUGACAAUAAAUUUUCUUUGCUA
This is a messenger RNA of Eucalyptus grandis, 2449 nucleotides long. RefSeq names its product diacylglycerol lipase-beta. The transcript has 8 exons. Gene Ontology annotation, biological process: lipid metabolic process. The coding region runs from base 140 to 1792 and encodes 550 amino acids. The record is from RefSeq and is a predicted model, not a curated record. Lineage: Eukaryota; Viridiplantae; Streptophyta; Magnoliopsida; Myrtales; Myrtaceae.